This is a messenger RNA of Photinus pyralis (common eastern firefly), 1391 nucleotides long. Its product is annotated as synaptic vesicular amine transporter-like. Gene Ontology annotation, molecular function: serotonin:sodium:chloride symporter activity. NCBI's taxonomy places the organism in Eukaryota, Metazoa, Arthropoda, Insecta, Coleoptera, Lampyridae. Bases 12 to 1391 code for a protein of 459 amino acids. Gene Ontology annotation, cellular component: synaptic vesicle membrane; terminal bouton. The transcript has 6 exons. The record is from RefSeq and is a predicted model, not a curated record. Gene Ontology annotation, biological process: aminergic neurotransmitter loading into synaptic vesicle; transmembrane transport.
UUCUCGACAGGAUGUUGCAGUUCCUGUAUUCACUACGAAACUCAAAAAUCGCCGUCUUUGUCGUUAUUUACUUGUCGUUUUUAAUGGACAAUGUGCUAUUAACCGUUGUCGUUCCCAUUAUACCCGAUUAUCUGUUCUCGAGUGACAUAAACGUAUCAAACGUCGAAGACGAUCGGCAUUUAGGAAUAAAAUCUCUUAGCCCUUUGCAGCGGAAAUUCGAGAACUUGGAAAAAGACAACGGUCCGUUGGGCGCCUUGCUGGCAUCUAAAGCUUUUGUACAGCUCGCUUUUACUCCGUUUAUUGGUCACAUCACGGCAACGACUGGGUUUAAUUUACCCUUGCUCUUAGGAUCCUGCAAUAUGUUAUUCGCCGCAUUGCUGUUUGCGUACGGACAUUCGUACGGAGUGUUGGUGCUUGCCAGGGCACUCCACGGUAGCGCAUCGGCUGCGAUCUCGGUGAGCGGCAUGUGUUUAUUAGCUCAAACAGUGCCAAAGGAAACUCGAGCAAAAAUCAUGCCAUUGGCAUUCGGAGGAAUCGCAUUGGGAGUUUUGGUAGGUUAUCCACUCGGAGGCGCUACCUAUCAGUUUUUGGGGAAAUCAGCGCCUUUUCUUCUGAUCGCAUUCUUGAUCACGUUUAAUAUCGUUUUGCAGGUGUGGUGCUUGCAGGAUAAGUACGGUUUUGAAGAACAAGUGUCUGUGAGCCGAAAUGAUUGGCUUAGCCUAAUUAAAGAUAAGCAGACUGUUAUCGCAACUGGCGCAAUUUGUUUAUGCACUUCCUCGAUGGCGAUUUUAGAACCCUGCCUGCCACUCUGGUUGCUAGCUAAGCUGAAUCCGGCACCUUCGCGCUGGCAGUUGGGUGCUGUUUUUAUACCCGACAGCGUGGGGUAUUUUCUCGGAUCUCAUUUAGCGGGGUUGCUGCCUCUUGAAUCGUGGCGAAUGUCGCUUAGCGCAAUGGUAAUAACGGGCCUAAGUUGCUGUGCCAUCCCCUUGGCUACGUCAAUACGCGAACUAGCAAUCCCACACUUAGGACUAGGAUUGGGAGUAGGUGCAAUUGACGCAGCAAUAGUUCCAAUGCUGGCCAAUUUAGUGGACAAUCGAGAAAACUCGCAUUACGGGCUUGUUUACGCACUACAACAGACAUCGGUAAACCUGGCGUAUUCUCUGGGACCACUUCUGGGAGGAUUAGCGGUACAUUCGAUCGGUUUCGCUUGGUUAAUGCGUAUAGUCGGACUGUUCAAUAUCUUAUAUUGUCCACUACUGUUGGAAUUAGAAAAUCGAAAGGGAAAAUCCGAGGCAUUAGUUCACGACAAUAGUUUUCCACCCUCAUAUUCGAGCCUGGAUACUAAUUCUGUAUCAACCACCUCGAAUACAAAUCUCAAGUGUAACUACUGA